Messenger RNA from Macadamia integrifolia, 1726 nucleotides. RefSeq lists its product as uncharacterized. The transcript has 5 exons. Gene Ontology annotation, molecular function: protein binding. The record is from RefSeq and is a predicted model, not a curated record. Bases 202 to 1026 code for a protein of 274 amino acids. Lineage: Eukaryota; Viridiplantae; Streptophyta; Magnoliopsida; Proteales; Proteaceae.
CUUGGGCAAAUCUAAAGGGGCAUACCCACCGACCACCACCGUCUUUUGCAUUGGAAUUGCUUGUAAGUGGAAAAAUAAUGGAUGAGAUAUUUUCAGUUGCGUCAUCAUCGUUCCUAAAAAAUCUGUUCUUCUUUCUCCUGUUUAUUAUAUGAGAACGACAGAUCUCUCUCUCUCUCUCUCUCUCUCUCUCUCUCCUCCCUAAUGGCGGAAACUGCUCUAGUAGAAACCAGGAAGAAGAGGAAACAAGUGGAGGGGGAGGAAUUGGUGUCUGGAGACGACCCACAUGAUGGUGAAGAGGAAAGAGUUGUGCCCACUCGGGAGAAGGGCAAGAAGAGGAAGAGAUACGUAGAAGAAGAAGAAAGGUCUGAGCUUCUUCAGGACCCUCUGCUCGUUUUUGGGCAGGAUAUUAUGUUGAUGAUUUUGAGUCGUCUCGAUGCACAGAGCGUGGCACGUUCACUCCUUGUCUCUCAUGGUUGGCAUGCAAUUGCUUCCAGCGACAGGCUUUGGAGCAGUAAGUUUCUCUUUCAGUUGGAGGAGUUGUGGCUGGGAAAAGCACACAUACCUCGUCCAUCUCAAGUCCGGGGAAUAUCAAAGUUAGCUGCUUAUUCACUUUCUGUCUUGGAUGCCAAACGUACCCGCAUCAUGAAGGAUGACCUCUGCGAUCAUGUCUGGGAAUUCCGUUUUACAAAGGCAGCUCCUGAAUAUUGGCGGAAUCUGGAUCCUUCUUGGAUAGGUACAGGCCCUUCUAUGCGCCGUUACUUCCACACAAAUGGCUCCCAGACUGCGGACUCUGGUGACCAGGUGUGGGGUGGUCAUGAGUGCGCUUAUUCAAUUGUUACCAGUUUUGUGGAAGAGGGAAGGAUCAGGGAACAUUACGUGAGGAUAAAUAGAUGGCCCCGAAUGUCUGUGUCAAGGAAGCAGGACUGGAGCUGGGAGCUAGCCAACCACUUGUACUGUUACUCAAGUAUUCCUGAUGCUGAUAAGAAGGGUGGCAGUGGACCAUUGUUUCCAGUGUGUAAUCAGUGAAGAUGCUGUUGAUGAAGUGGAUGGGUUAAAUGAAAUUCUUCGAAAGGUGAAGGAAAAUCCAUGAAGGGAGCAGAGACCACAGAGGCACAGAUCGGCUUCAAAGGUAUAAAGAUCUCCAAAAAUGGUGGUGAUUGAUUUCAGCAUGGACAAAGGAUAUUUAGAUUUCAGAGAUCACCAAACUGGUUGCAUGAGUGAAUCGCUUUUGACCCAUCUUGCACAAUUCUAUUGUCCAUGGCAACAGUAGCUCUACAUAACUUGGUUGGAGAUAAAGAACCGUUGCAGAUACCAACUGUUGGUGCAAAUUUGGAAAUUGAGGAAUAUCAAAUACAGAAUGGGAUGCAGUCAAGAUUUCUCGUGGAGUCUACCCCAUACCAACUUUAUAUCCGUAUACUUGCAUCGGAAGAAUGAAUUAGUGAUACUAAAACCCUGUUGGUGGUUCAACACUGGAGUGUGGGCAUGCAUCAACAACCGGGAUACUUUGCAUCACUACACCAGAAAGGGUGCUUCAGUGUGGAUGCAAUUUUUUGGACCCUUCUUGUAUUUGCUAUGAAGAAAUCCUGAAAAGAGUGUUUUCCGUGAUUCUUUAUUCAGUGUAUCCCUUGGCAUCCACAGAGAAGCCGGGUGUCUCUCUCUCUCCCUCUCCAUGGCAUUGCUCUUCUUUGAAUGAUAAGGAACAGAGAAACAUACUUGUGCUCUAAAA